This is a messenger RNA of Cavenderia fasciculata, 1368 nucleotides long. RefSeq lists its product as uncharacterized. Lineage: Eukaryota; Evosea; Eumycetozoa; Acytosteliales; Cavenderiaceae. The record is from RefSeq and is a predicted model, not a curated record. The transcript has a single exon. Bases 1 to 1368 code for a protein of 455 amino acids.
AUGAACACAUCAUCACCGGAUUUUGAAAUCUCCUUCAUGUCCUUGAUGGAACCCAUCAAGGCCCAACUACGUCACCAAACUACUUCCAACUACCAACUCACAGUUACUGGUGCUGGAACUGACAACAUUAUCAACUUUAUCAAAAACACGAUUGGAGCCGACAAGUUGGCAAAACCACCAACAAGAUCCAGAAGCAACAAGCAUCGCCGAUACCUCACCGAUAUCGUCAUUGGUGUCCAAGAGAACGACGAUGUGAAAAAUCUACUCCUAAACCACUCGCCAGAUUUCCAGGUCCAACUACUGGGUCUCACACGUCUCAACGUCAGAGUCACCGAUGCUGCCCCAAAGAGAGAGAAUCUAGUCCCUGCCCUCAAGCUGUGGACAACUGCCGAACCAAACUUUUCAAGAAUGUCAACCUCCCCAAAGGGCUCCAUCCUCACUGGAUACUACUCUGAAAGCGAGCUGUACCUCGAAAAGGACAAACCAAUCUCUACCGCCAAUAGCAAAGCAGUUGCAACCGUCUCUGUCCCCACUACUCACAAGCAGUACAGAGAAAAGAAGAUUGAAAAGGUCACCAACAACAUUGUCAACCAUACCAACAAGAACUACAAUAAGAACAGAAAUAGAAAUAGAAAUGGAAACGGAAACAAUCGUAAUAAAAGACCCAGCGACGAGCAAACACUCCAAGAGGAAGAGAAGGUCAACCGAGCAGGUAACAAUAAGAACGUAAUCAAUACCCCACCUGCCGUCGAUCAAUCAAUCUCUAUCAACGUCGCCUCACCAGCUCUCAGCCCCAUCGUCUUGCAUGAUCUUCCAGCCCAAACCAGCGACUCACCCAACCCCAGCACCAUAGCAAACGGUCCACCAGCCACCGCCAAAGACCCUCCAGGCACUGCCAACGCCCCUCUGGUCAUUGACAACACCAGUGCUACACCAUCUGCUGCCACCCAAUCUCCACCCUCGACCGACAACUCUAAUGAUGAAUCAGACCAAUCCAAUGGAUCCAGUGUCACAUCUAAUGUGUCCUCUUCAUCAUCAGAGCCCAGUGUAGAUGGGAUCGACUCCCCAUACAAGCCACCAGCACCACCACGCGUGUCGAUUGCAGAGGCCAAAGAGCUCAUCAAGCAAGAAAAAGCUCGCGAGGCUCUCAAAAAGAAAUCACCCAUCAAGCAAGUGACUGGCUCGAUCACCAACUACUUUACACACAUCCCCAGAUUUGUAAAGCCCGCCGCCAAACCAACCGUCACCACAUCUACCACAUCCACCACAUCCAAAUCCAACAACAAUGUAUCCAAAGUGUUUGAUCCCAAGGUGCCCUCCACCAAUAGAACCGUAACAGGAGGACCCAAGGGUGCUCCUACCAAAUAA